AACCUUUAUGGAAUUUUUUUUCACAAAGAAUUUUGUGAAAAUUAUGUUCAUUGUGCAAAAAAAUUGGAACAGAAGCAACGCGAAUGUUUGGAACUGCAAAUCAAACGAAGUACACAUCUGAAGAACAACUGCAGCAAUUUGUCGCAGCCAUACAGAGCAUUGGAAUUACGAAAAACCGAACUGUAUCGGGAUUGUGUCCAGGAACGUAUGGCCGAUUUUCCAACAAAUAUGGACACUGAGCAUCAAGCAUGCGCCAGAAUGAGUAAAAAAUAUGUGUCCUCAAGCAGUAAGAUGAGUAAACGACAACAGAAAAGAUUGUCGAGAAGAAAGAAGAAUCAGAAGAAUCGAGAAUUGAAAGAAUGUCGAAUGAAUGCCAAACUUUGGCAUAAACAUUGCCGUCGACUUGCCAAGUGUUGUCCGGUGUACAAUCAGUUAGUGCAUCACAAAUUAACCUCAUUUUAA
Molecule: messenger RNA, 462 nt
Organism: Enterobius vermicularis (human pinworm)
Lineage: Eukaryota; Metazoa; Nematoda; Chromadorea; Rhabditida; Oxyuridae
Source: the annotation of a GenBank genome assembly